GGCACAAAACUGAAAAAAAAUGUUUGCAGGCUAUUUAAGAUUCACCAAGCCUCGUGGUCGUGGUCUAGGUGAAUUUUCUAGAUUGGAAAAAAGAAUCGCAACCCAGUCUAGCAUCACGUACAUUCUGCUGCACACCACGAGUUUUCUGUUACCUGUAGCAGCAUCCCCAAAACCCACUUCGCAAUGGCUCCAGUAGCGGAUACCUCCGCCACCGAAUACAAAGGGUCAUCGAUGAACGAUGCCAACAAGAACGCUUAUGCGAAAACACCCAUCGGUUACCACCAUAAGGACUACAUCAAGCCAUACAAAGGUACAAACACUCACUUUCCAUUCUACCUUGUGCAGCCGGAUGUUGAUGCUUGGGUUGCUCGCCGGGAAGAUGUCGCUAUUUCCGGUUUCCCGAAAUCAGGGUCUUCCCGGUUAUCGGCAAUCGUCGGAAUGAUUCAGCAUGAUGCCGAUCCCGCGUUUAUGGAAGCGGGUGCACAUUUGGAUCGAAAGAUCCCUUUUUUCGAAUUCUGCACUCCCCUCAACGAAAAGGGACCACGGUCCAUUGAUGAUCUGCUCAAGCUUGAAGGCGGACGAACAUACUUUACCCAUUUAGGAUACGAUGCAUCUCCACCCAGCUUGCUGCCUAACGGAGCCAAAAUUGUUUACCACAUCAGAAAUCCGAAAGACGUAAUGGUGACCUUGUACUACCAUUUUAUUUCACGCAUCCUUUCCAAAUAUACCGGUGACCUUGGUGAUAUCGUUGACGCCUUCGUCACGGACAAAAUCGUGUAUGGUCCGUAUUUCGACCAUUUGGCCAGCUACUGGAAGAUGCGAGACCACCCCAAUGUCCUUAUUGUGUCCUUCGAAGAAAUUACCGAGAAUUUCCAUGAUACAGCCAAACGGAUCGGCAAGUUCAUGGGAAAAGAUUUAACAGAAGAACAGUUAAAGGCCAUGGAGCGAGUGUGCUCUUUUGAUGCGAUGAAAGCUAACCCACUCACUAAUCGCUACGACAAACACAUUGCCGGUAUCUACGAUCACAACAUUUCCCCGUUUCUUCGUUCCGGGGUACCAGGCGCGUGGCGAGAGCAUUUGACACCGGAAAUGAAUCAAAAAGUGAACACAUGGAUGGCUAAGAAUCUUGCCCGGGAAGACCUCAAAGGUUUAGCCGAAAGAUUUCCUUCUACAUUUACAUUUAACUGAAAAAACAGCAAAAACAAACAAGUUCUUCAUACAUAUGCAGAAGUUUUCUUAUCCUUGUGCCUGAUUUUGGGAGCAACUAAAGGCUGUUUAAAGACUGCGCCCGGCGCAGUUAGUUAUACGUAUGUUUGUCCAAUUACAAUUUUUAAAUUUGCGGUUAGACCACUCUUACACGGCGCUACACGGUCAGAUGGCUACCUGCAUAAAAUAAGUAAACAUAAAAAAAUCAAAUGA
Paramacrobiotus metropolitanus is the source of this 1419-nucleotide messenger RNA. RefSeq names its product sulfotransferase 1B1-like. Gene Ontology annotation, cellular component: cytoplasm. The coding region runs from base 184 to 1188 and encodes 334 amino acids. The transcript is spliced from 6 exons. Gene Ontology annotation, biological process: sulfation. Gene Ontology annotation, molecular function: sulfotransferase activity. The record is from RefSeq and is a predicted model, not a curated record. NCBI's taxonomy places the organism in Eukaryota, Metazoa, Tardigrada, Eutardigrada, Parachela, Macrobiotidae.